This is a messenger RNA of Arvicanthis niloticus (Nile rat), 766 nucleotides long. The record is from RefSeq and is a predicted model, not a curated record. NCBI's taxonomy places the organism in Eukaryota, Metazoa, Chordata, Mammalia, Rodentia, Muridae.
CAAGGCUGGGGGAGCUGAAGACCUUUCAGGGAAGGGCCUCCUCCUUGUAACUGGAGGGACCAUGGCAGUGAAUAGGGGAGUGGAGACCUUCUUAUCUGUCUUCCUGCUGUGCUGCUGGCAAGGCACUGAGCUACAGCCAGUCAAGACAACUUCAGGUCCGAUUACUGAAGGUUCACUCAACUCAACAACUGAAAACAUACCUGAAGCGUUAGAUGAAAUGCUAGCCAAAGAGAUUUUGGAGCCAAAAACAUCAGCAGUGUCUGAAACAUCACCAGGAACAAGAUCAUCGAUACCAACGACAGUACAUACCAAGGAUAUAAAUGCUGGUAUUGAUGAAAACUACCAAGAGGAAGCCUUUGACAACUACCAUGAGUUCCUGGAGAAUUUAGAACACUCGCCUACGAAGAAGGAGAAAAAUGGCAAAAAUGACAGAAGUACGGUUGAGAAUGUUCAUGUCCAUAGCUCUAAAACCAAGCUUGAGCCACACGUGUCUCCUGAAGAAAAGAAGAGUUCAAACGAUGAUGUGUAUAGGAAACUGUCUGUUCUGGACAAACUCCUUGAAAACAUAGGACAAUCUGAAGGCAGCCUGGGGCUUACAGAAAGCAUCUUUUAGGAGGAGAAGAGGACCAAGCCCAGGAGGACAGCAUGGCACAGGUGCUCCUGAGUUUAAAAAGGCAAGGAGACACGGGAGAGCUCCACACCACCCAUCGCCAGGGAAUGUACGCACUCACUGUUAUCCAUUCUUAAAAGAAAAUUGCUUUUUCCA